AUGGGCCGUUUGAUCGGGUUGCUACCUACGAUAACUGCAUUUGCGGCAUUUAUUCUGAGCAUACUAUGCCUCUUUGCCGGGUCGCAGACGAAUUUGCUGGCGUCGUCCGAUAUACUGACGCUGUAUACACCCACCGUUGGAAAUGGGGCCGGAGCCCACGACUUCUAUUCAAUACAUGUGAUGUCUUACUGCGAGGGGUCCCUGGACUCGAGGGGGGAGAAGAAUCUGAUGGGAUGUUCCAAGCGCUCGAUGCUGUUCUCCUUCGAUCCGUCGGACGUACUACUGGAAGAGACCGGGAAUUCCACGUCGCUUCAGGGGCUAGGAUGGCCGGACGCCAUCAGCGAAGAUUUUCGAGCGUUUAGGGUCACCUACCAAAGUCUGGGGGUGUUAUACUGCAUGGGAGUGGGACUGGCAGGGUCCGCGAUUCUGGCAAGACUAAUUUUUAUGCUUUCCCGAAAGACGCGACAGUCGGCGAUAGAGUUGGCAUCGCUGUUGACCGGCUUUAUCAUGAUUAGCAUCGCCUCCAUAGUCGCGACCGUGAUCAUGUUCCAAUUUGUGAACCUCGUCAAUUACCACGGGGAGACCUCGGAUGUGACCGCCCAGUACGGCCGAAAAUUUUUGGCCAUGAGCUGGGCCGCGGCCGGAUUGUUGUUGGUCGGGAGCGUUGCGAGUUUGGCCAUGGUUCUGGUCGAUCGAGGCCGAGCCGAAGAGGAGCCCCCGUCACCUUCACGGCCGGACACGCCCAAAUCAGAGAUGGGCGGUGACACGGAGUCGGUCAAGUCGAAGGGGUAA
Messenger RNA from Aspergillus melleus, 792 nucleotides. RefSeq names its product SUR7/PalI family protein. The record is from RefSeq and is a predicted model, not a curated record. Gene Ontology annotation, cellular component: cell cortex of cell tip; plasma membrane. The transcript is spliced from 3 exons. Bases 1 to 792 code for a protein of 263 amino acids. Gene Ontology annotation, biological process: fungal-type cell wall organization. Lineage: Eukaryota; Fungi; Ascomycota; Eurotiomycetes; Eurotiales; Aspergillaceae.